Molecule: messenger RNA, 2948 nt
Organism: Dermochelys coriacea (leatherback sea turtle)
Lineage: Eukaryota; Metazoa; Chordata; Testudines; Dermochelyidae
Gene: FAM124B
Product: family with sequence similarity 124 member B
Exons: 3
Coding region: 318-1691 (457 amino acids)
Cellular component (GO): nucleoplasm
Source: RefSeq, a predicted model, not a curated record
UGCACAUUCCCAAAGCUGUCCUUUAGAGUUAGCAAAAAAGCUGCCUAUCAUCUUAGACAGCAAGGGAACAUUGUCUGGCCAAAGAUCUUGUGAGCUGUGAAACUCUAUCUUGUCUAUCGAUCUCUUAGAAUACUGUUUCUUAAGGAAAGCUUCUCCAGUCACUGGGACUGUUUGUGAGAGCUUGUCCGAAGCUUGUUUUCAAAGGCAGCCUUUUGCUAAUUUUUGAAUCUUCAUUCCUGAUGAAAGCUUGCAGAGGUGACUUGGAGCCAGCAGCAUAAGGUGCAACCGCCUCAUUAGCUCCCUCAGGUGAUUUUACAAUGGAUGGAAGAGCAGACUCGGUGAUGACUGUGCAUCUUCUUGCCACCUCUGGACAUUCAUUACUCUUGCAGCAAACACUUGAUCGGCUUCUGGGGUGGAUCUGCCUGGAUGUUCGCCUCUUCCUUGUAUCCGAACGUGUUACUCCAGUAAAGUAUUAUGAGAAAUAUUGCCGGAAAAGCUCUGGAUUUCCUGGGAUGUCCAUUCUCCUUUUCCUGCAUGAGGACUUUGGGGAAGAACGGAUUUUUCGGGUCCAUGAUUUUUUCCAGCACCCUCCAUGGCAGGAUCACCACAUGCAACAUAAUAAUGGGAAACUGUACCCUUAUGCACCGGCUAGUCAGGAAUUUUAUGGUCUGGAUGAGCAUAUGCCUGUAUGGGGUUUGCGGCAAGUUCAUUAUGGCACUGAAAUUCUGCGUGUGACCCUCUACUGUAGCUUUGAUAACUAUGAUGAUGCAGUCAGACUUUACGAGAUGAUUCUGCAGAAAGAAGCAUCUAUGCAGAAGAGUAACUUCUGUGUCUUUGUGCUGUAUGCAACAGAAACUGUUGCUGUUCAGCUCUGCUUGAAGCAGCUUCCCCCUGGGGUCUCUGUUGAACUGAAAGAAUCUUCCGUGUUGCAAUUCAAGGUGCACGAAAUUGGGAAGCUGGUACCUCUUCUGCCUAAUCCAUGUAUUCCUAUCAGUAGCACCCGAUGGCAAACUCAGGACUACGAAGGAAACAAAAUCUUGCUUCAGGUGCAAGGCAACUCAAAACAAAAUGAAAAAAAUGAUGGACUUUCCAAUCAGCACAAUAAUGCAGGUGAAGAAAAGAUCCUACAGAAUUCCACUCUAGCCCCUUUUCCCACAAAGUGGGUUAAUUCAGAGCAGAAAAGCCGGAAGGUCAGAAUGAUGAAGUGUAAAAUCAAAUCAGAACAUGGAAUUAUUUCUGGGAGUGGUAGCAGCACCUCACAGAGUAACUCUUGCUCUGCAUCCCAGGCCAGCAGUCCAGCAGCUACUUCACAGUCUGAUACCACCUCUUUCAAUGUAAGUGCAGGCACUAAACUGAACAUCUCCAGCCAAGAAAUCCGGUUUCGAAGGCAAGAAGCAGAGACCAAUGUUGACACAGGAUUCACGGUAGUAAAUUCUGAAUGCACUCCAUCUCCCCUGAGCAGGUUUUCAAGGGACUUGCAGGACAGCCUUCCUCAACCACAAGCACCAAACUAUUCAUUAGCUGCUCCUGGCUCCAGAAUCAGCUUGCCUUCUGAGGCUAGAACCCAUCUGCCGUCAUUUGCUGUCAAAAGAAAUGAAGGAGCAGGACAGACAGUUUCAGACUUUCACUUGCGAAUAUCAAGAGCAAACUAUGGGAAUGGAAAUGAAGAGGAGGAGGAAUUCUUUAUUUGACUUGAAACAAAUGUGCCUGAUGGACUGAAUUUAAAACUGGUCACUAAAUGCUUUAUUCUGGAACCAGAGAGAAAGCAAUCUGCAUGCUGUUUAACUCUGUGUUUAGACCCAGGAUAUCUGUUCUGUGAUGGAAAAAGACAUCAGUGGGGUUUUAUUGCAAUAGGGUCACUCAUGUACAAAAAUGCUAAUGGGACGGAGGGCAAAACCACAAAAAAAUAAUCAUGUGCAGUUACACAGUGAGUUUGAUUCUUUUCAAUACAGAGCACCCAACAGCCUAAUUGUGCAAUGAAUGGGAAUAAGCCAUGCGAGUCCUAUUGCUGUUUGUAAAUGUUAAUCAGUAGCCUGUGACACGUUCUGUCUUGUGUAGUUGCAUUAGAGGGCUUUGGCAGUGGGGAGGCAGUGGAAUGCUACACUGCUAAAAAUAGCAAUGUGGACACAGGACGCACUGUGCGAGCGUGUAGAGGGUUAUGCAGGGUACACAGAGUUCAGGUGUGUAGGGCACUCUACUCAUCUAAAACAGUGCCUCACCGUCUACUCUGCUAUUUAUACCUGUGCUAGCUGGGCAUGCAGUGUCUGUACCCUACACGGUGCCAUAAGUGUUUAUGUACCUUAGGUGGUGGCAUGGUCACAAGGUGCGAGCAGGCUUGCAAUGUCUUUCUCCUUCUAGAUGCCCUCUCAUUUCUCCCUCUGCCAUCAUUCAGACUUGAAAACUGUGAAUGUGAUCAUUCAUAUGCAUUUAAAUGAGACCAAAUCACGCCCUCAUACUGCUCCUUUUCAGAUUUUUGAAGAAAACUAUUUAAAAUCAAUUUUGACCUCUUUUUUUUCUCCCCACGAAGCACAUUCCCCCUGCCCGCACAGUGCUCCAUGGAAUAAAGUUAGAAACAAUAUGCAUGAUCUUUAUUAGACCUCUGUGCAAUUAUCAACAUGGUGAAAAUCCCAAUUGAAUUUUAAAUGGCAGGAGACAAACAGGAACCAUUGGAGCUGAGAGAGCUACCAGAAUGGUAAAAGCUAAACAUUCAGUAAGCAGUGCUCACCAAAUGACAAAUGAAGCCAUUCAUUUAAAAGAAACAAAUGUUUAUUACCAAGAUUGGAUUUAUUUAAAGUUUGCCUACUCGAGAACGGUUCCCUAGGGCAGAAAGGAGGAGAGUUGGAGGAGACUCAACUGAGGGGUCAAAAAUUACAAAGCGCAUGGCAAAAAUCUGAUCAGCCCUUUUUACUCUUGUACAGAAUAUGAGGAACACAUGGACCCUCACUGCC